Messenger RNA from Habropoda laboriosa, 801 nucleotides. RefSeq lists its product as uncharacterized. The record is from RefSeq and is a predicted model, not a curated record. The coding region runs from base 1 to 801 and encodes 266 amino acids. NCBI's taxonomy places the organism in Eukaryota, Metazoa, Arthropoda, Insecta, Hymenoptera, Apidae. The transcript is spliced from 4 exons.
AUGAGUAUAUAUACUGAUAUUCAAAAAGUAACACAAAUACCUGAAACCAAUGAAAGCUCAUAUGUCGAAAAGUUUAUAUGUCGAAAGGAAGCAACAAGAAAUCAACAGUUGAAGAAACCUAAAUCUCCAGAAAAUGUAGAUGUAAACAGUAGUAGUCAAGAGUUUAAUGGUCUACCUCAGGAGUACUAUUUACAUGAACAUGAAAUUGCAUGUUCUGUUAGAGAAGCUAAUGAUGGUAUUAGUUAUUCAAAUGAAAACUUUGAAGUGGUGUGGAAAGCUAGACAAUUGGAAGCUAGAAAUUCUAAAAGUAAAAUCUUAGAAAAAGAAGCAUCCUCUAUUAAAUCCGUUUAUGACAAUAAUAAUUUGGCUAAAGAAAUUGGUAAUGAAAUCUCUGAAUUAAGCAAUGGUACUAAUGAAAGGAAAUGUAUUGAGGAUGAAGAAAGUAUUUUAAAACAGUGUAGGCUUAAUAAAAAUGCAGUAAUUAGAGGGCUCUUGAGAAAUCAUACAAUAUCAUUAAAAGAUUUAUGCAUGCCAAACGAUUAUAUAGAUUUACAACAUAAAAACAGUACCAGUGUACAGCAAAAAAAUUUUAUGAAGUUAGUUCAAUGCCCAGAAGAUCCAGAAGUUUUUGUUCAACCUUUACAAGCACAUGGCACUAUAGAUGAAAAUGAAUAUAAAGAUAUUGACUUUUCUGUACCUCAUGUAGGUAAAAAAAGGAAAGUCACAUCACGACAGUUUUUCAUUAAUAUGGAUGAUUCCGAUUUUGAUUUUGUAAAAACAGAUGCAAAGAUAAAGAAUUAG